AUGGCCUUGCCUUGUCGGUCGUGGACAGAUUCCUUGAGAAUGGAAAAGGACAUCACGGCUGCUCGAGCGGUCGGAGAGUUAUUUAAAUCACCAGAUGACCUGGUUAAGUUGGCCCAGAUCCGCAAGCGUCUGCAGCGAGAACAAGCGGAUAUUGAUGCCAAACUCAAGCAAGGUGCUAAUGAACAACUUGAUGCCACCAAAGAAGCUAUGUCAAAACUCCGAGAGUCCAAAAACCAAAUCGAAGCCAUCAAAGAGGAUAUCAUCGCCGUCGAAAAAGCCUGCGAGGACCCCAGAGUGCAUGUGGUAGGUUUCGGUAAGAUCGCGUCGGUCUCAAAGAUUCAUCGCAAUUUUGUCGCUACAGCAAAGAUGGUCGAACAGCUGAGAGAUAUGGAGUACAAAAUCGACAGAAUGGACAAGAUUUUGGCUAAAGACCGUGCGUCACCCUUGGGCGACGCUCCAAACCUGCUGGCCAUCCAUUAUACACUCAGUGAGAUGGAAACGUUUAGGAAUGAAACUGUCCUUCAGGCUAACCGAGCGGAGAACUCUGAGACGAUUCGGACAUUGGCAGGCUAUUCCGAGCGUCUUGCUGGCACAAUCGAGGCUUUCGAGUCGCAUUAUCUCCAUCUCGCGAGCAAUCUGCUGGAUGUUGUGCGGAAGGGACAUGCCACCGUAGCCAUCAAAAUCGCCAAAAUCGCUGAAAUUGAAGGACAGCGAGAAGAAUGCCAUUCGAUUAGUUAA
Messenger RNA from Puccinia triticina, 738 nucleotides. RefSeq lists its product as uncharacterized. Gene Ontology annotation, biological process: exocytosis; exocyst localization. Gene Ontology annotation, molecular function: SNARE binding. The transcript has 5 exons. Gene Ontology annotation, cellular component: exocyst. The coding region runs from base 1 to 738 and encodes 245 amino acids. The record is from RefSeq and is a predicted model, not a curated record. NCBI's taxonomy places the organism in Eukaryota, Fungi, Basidiomycota, Pucciniomycetes, Pucciniales, Pucciniaceae.